Molecule: messenger RNA, 2119 nt
Organism: Gasterosteus aculeatus aculeatus (three-spined stickleback)
Lineage: Eukaryota; Metazoa; Chordata; Actinopteri; Perciformes; Gasterosteidae
Source: RefSeq, a predicted model, not a curated record
AUGUUCCUCAAACGCCGCUUCGAGGAGUUCACGCCUGACAUCACUGCUGAUAAACACAACGGAGACUUUCACCGGCAGGGCAACGAGACCUUCAGGUUGCGGUGCUCCGGUCCGGGUCUGUACCUGUGCAGCAUGACCGGCCUGGUGUUCCACAUGGGGGGCGAUGGGGGGGAAGUGGUUUACAGGAUCGUCCCCUGGGACUGGAGGCUGCUGGACCGCCAUCACAAGAAGCCCGCGGGACCCUUGUUCAACAUCGAAUGCGAGCAGCGGUCCGUGCUCGGCCUUCACCUCCCUCACUGCGAGAUCCAGAGUGGCGGGGGGGGCGACUUCCUGUCGGUGGCUCAUGUGGAAGACGAGGGCGUGGAGUUCCUCCGCCCGAGGGAGGUGACGGAGACUCACGUCGUGGUGGACGUCUCGGGGCUUUCUGCUCUUGGCAACGUCAGGGACGGGGAUUCCCCCCCCCAGCCGGUCCGAGCGCUGGUUCUGCUCUUCUACCGGCCCCCAAACGACCCAGACGACCCGGAGUCCCUCCUCAACGUGUUGAUGCUGCCGAGUAACGCGGUGGUGGAUAAGGUGCUGAGCGCCCGGGGGAAGCUGGUCGAGCCUGAGUCCUACAUAGAGACGACCUCGCAAUGCAAACUGCACCCGGACCGGGAGUACGUCCUCUCCACCAGUCCCCAGAACAACCGGGUCAUAGUUCAGCCCACCAAGGCCGAGUUUCACUGCAACUACGACAACUACAUCCCGUCCUUCCAGGUGAUCUUAAAGAGGAGGCUCAAACACAUCAAGCUGUUUCUGAAAGAAAGCGACGGCGGCGUCGGCGUCUGGGAAAGACGAGUCGGCCUCUCCACCGUCAGGCCGUCCAGCAGGCCGAGCACUCUGGACCUCGUCCACAGCAAGAGCCUGAUGGAGGUACGGACCGGCUUCGUCGAGAGCAUCUCUGGACCUGUGCUCAAGAGUCUGCUGGACCGACUGUUGGAGGAGAAGGUGAUCACUGACGCCGAGAGGGAGGCAGCGGAGGCGGAGCCGAACAGAAGCGACAGAGCUCGUUCCGUCAUCGACACCGUGAGGAGGAAGGGCAAAGAAGCCAGGUCGAAGAUGAUUGGCUUCCUCAUGGAUGACGACCCGUUCCUCUGCGAUCACCUGGGGUUGUUUUGAAGCUUCCUCUGCCGGCCGACAGGACUUCCUGUUUACCGUUGAUUCCUCUCUGAAUCUCACAUUUGCAGAAGGUUGGAGGUCAAGUCCCUAGACUUAGUAGCUGUUCUGGAGCUUUUUUAAUUUUCUCAUAGUAAAGAUAUAGAUAUAUUUCACUUUUUCAAAGUACUUUAUAGACUUUUUGUUACUUAGUUAGUAGUUGAGAUCAUGGGGUUGUAAUUUUCCCUAUUUUGUCGCUCAUCGAUCGAUUGAUCCAGAUGUCCAUCACAGCGCUCCAUCACAUUUAUACUGGUUAUGUUUUAGGGAAAUCCUGACACUUUACAACUCCAAAAGAGCCGAUGUCCUCUCAUCUCCUCUUCUCCUCCCAGCCAAUGUUCUGUGGGCAAGGAGGAGAGGAAAGGAAUCAAGGAAGCAAAAAAUCUGGAGAUAGACCUGUGGAGUUGUCCAUCAUGAUAGAACCCGUCUCAAUGGCUGCAACACAAAUGGGGCACCAAACACGUUUGAAGUAAUAAAUAAGCAUGUUAAUUUAAAGAUUGCAUGUACUAAACUAACCAAACAUGGAGUGUGUAAUCAGUGCGUUACUCCCUGGUACUGCGAAAAGGAUUUAAUAAUGUCUGGAUUUAGCUGUUUAUCUGCUGAUCGACAUGCUUUAUUUAACUAUUUCUGACCUUCUUCCUAUUAUUGUCCUGUACCUGCAUGAGUGUAAAGAAAAUAAUUGAAUAAUCAAAUACUACAAUGAUUCAACAGAUAUACGAUAGAAUAAAUACUGGGCUUUGAUGACGUCGUCAGUAUCCUUUGCAGCUUAUAUUGUUGUUGUUUUUUCGAUCGUUCCUUCUUGGUCUUGACUGAGGAAAAUAUUUUUGUGAAAUUCUUUAACUGACUUUGUUUAAACAGAAAAGUUCAAUUUGUACUGUAUUGUACAGGACAUUUUCUUUUUAGAAAUAAAGGAUCAUUUGAAAGAUAA